This is a messenger RNA of Crotalus tigris (Tiger rattlesnake), 481 nucleotides long. RefSeq names its product cystatin-1-like. The coding region runs from base 152 to 481 and encodes 109 amino acids. Gene Ontology annotation, cellular component: extracellular exosome. Gene Ontology annotation, molecular function: cysteine-type endopeptidase inhibitor activity. The transcript has 2 exons. The record is from RefSeq and is a predicted model, not a curated record. Lineage: Eukaryota; Metazoa; Chordata; Lepidosauria; Squamata; Viperidae.
CCUCUGGAGAAUGGGCGUGGCCUCUGCACAGGUAAGGUCCCCUGCCACCUGAUGCUCCAGCAGAGCGUUGAGGUCGGUCCAGGGCAACUGUUGGGAUUGCUCGCUUGGCUUCCGUGCCUGCCAGCCUCCCUCUCUCUCUCUUGCCAGCCCCAUGAUGCACUCCCAGCUGCCAGUCCCCUUCCUUUUCUGCGCCCUCCUGAUGCUGCCCCUGGGGAUGCCCAAGUGUCUUUCCGACGUGCCCGUCACAGAUGCGGGGAUGCAGACAGCCCUGGCCUUUGCCGUGGAGCAGUACAACAAGGAUCAGGAUGACAGUGCCAACUAUUUUAAGAAGCUGUGCCUUCUGAAGGCAAAAUCACAGGUGGUUACUGGGGUCGAAUACCAUCUUACUGUGAGGAUGGUGAAAACAGCAUGUAAAAAGAGGACCAGUAAGACAAUGACAUUUAAGGAGAUCCAGCAAUGUAAGGAACCUCUAGGGCAGUGA